Messenger RNA from Micromonas commoda, 1033 nucleotides. RefSeq lists its product with no specific name. The coding region runs from base 103 to 822 and encodes 239 amino acids. The transcript is spliced from 3 exons. The record is from RefSeq and is a predicted model, not a curated record. Lineage: Eukaryota; Viridiplantae; Chlorophyta; Mamiellophyceae; Mamiellales; Mamiellaceae. Gene Ontology annotation, molecular function: protein-folding chaperone binding; metal ion binding; ATP binding.
CACACCUGCGAAUCACCGCGUUCACGCCGCCGCACGGACUUCACAUCCGCGCCGCUCCAACGCACACUCACCCGCUAAAGGCAACACAGUAGCAGACCGACAAUGGCUGCCUUCACCGUCUCCGCCCCCGUGCUCAAGGCCGCCGCCGCCGUCUCCGCCGGUCGCGCGCGCCAGGCGCGCCGUUCCGUCGCGGUCCGCGCCACCGCCUUCGAGAUGCCCGCCCAGUACAAGAAGAUCUCUCCCGUCGGCACCCAGGUCCUCGUCAAGGUUGCCGAGGCCGAGAAGACCACCGCGGGCGGCAUCAUCCUCGCCGAGUCGGCUCAGCGCAAGCCCACCUCCGGCGACGUCGUCGAGUUCGGCGACAAGUGCGUGGGCAUGAAGAAGGGCGUGACCGUCCUCUACAACAAGUUCGGCAUCGGCUGCGUCGACAUCGAGAUGGGCGGUGAUUCCUACAUUCUCAUCCGCGAGGAGGACCUCAUCGGCACCUUCCCGGGCUCCGGCGCGACCGCCAACGACAUCCCCAAGCUCACCCCGCUCGCCGAUCGCGUCAUGCUCAAGGUUGACUCCGUGUCCACGACCACCGCGGGCGGCAUCAUGCUCACCGAGGGCGCCGUGGAGAAGCCCUGCACCGGCGUCAUCGUCUCCGUCGGCCCCGGCAAGAAGGUUGAGGGCAAGGAUGGCGAGGAGGAUGAGAUCAAGCCCCUCGCCACCAAGAAGGGCGACAAGGUGAUGUACUUCAAGUACGCCGGUGACAAGAUGUUUGAUGGCGACGGCGAGGAGUACGUCGUCCUCGCCGAGAGGGACAUCCUCGCCAGCAUGUAAGAGGGUAGCGAACGGAUCUAACGCCAAGCAGCCGCAGCUUUUUCAUUCUUCGCUUUGGCGAGAGAGGGUGGGGGACACGGGGAGAAGUCUGGAGUGGACGCGCGGGGGCUUGGGAGCGCGCGCGUAGGCACCGUAGGAAGGAAAGCGUGCGGACGUGGCGCUCGCACGCGGAGUUCGCUCAUUAUUAAUACACGAGCUAAGCCUUCUCCUC